This is a messenger RNA of Mycosarcoma maydis (corn smut), 648 nucleotides long. RefSeq lists its product as uncharacterized. The coding region runs from base 1 to 648 and encodes 215 amino acids. The record is from RefSeq and is a predicted model, not a curated record. Gene Ontology annotation, cellular component: nuclear pore central transport channel. Lineage: Eukaryota; Fungi; Basidiomycota; Ustilaginomycetes; Ustilaginales. Gene Ontology annotation, biological process: protein import into nucleus. The transcript is spliced from 2 exons.
AUGGACGCCACGCCAACACAGCCAAUUCAGAUGGACAAGAGACCUGACUCACGUCGAUUGGCCGACUUUGCUGCCAAAGCCGCCGAAACUUUCGUCUCUGCUUACUAUGCCGCUUCGGAUUCACCGCAGCGUACCAACUUGGUGCCAACGCUGUACUUGCCCAACUCGUCGAUCGUAUGGAAUGGCACGCCUGUAAGCGGGCAGCAGGAGCUGACGGCCAUGUUGAAUAGUAUGCCAGGAAGCAAGCAUGAAGUACAGGCUUUCGACUGCCAUGCCCUGGGAGGUGCUGUUGAUGGAGCAUCAUUCACACCACCCUCGAUACUGCUCACUGUAUCAGGCACGGUCUCGCACCACACGCCCGAAUCUUCGUCCGCACUGAAUCCAUCCACGUCUACGGCACCCAAGUCAGCAACAUCUUCGACGCAUGGUGCAAAUCGGAAUCGCGGCAACUUUGAUCCGGACGCGCCGCUCACUUCGCACCCGCGGGCGUUUUCACAGAACUUUGUAUUGGUCAAUGCCGCAACUGCGGGUGCGGGUGGCAUAGGAGAAGGCGGCGUUGCUUUCAGCAGCGCAACAGGCAAAGAUGCUAGUAUCACGCUCAGUGCAAAGUAUGUAGUGCAAGCGGAUAGUUUUCGGUUCGUUGGAUAG